AUGAGUAAAGGAUCAAGUGAGAGAGAAGAUAGUGCAGAAAGUGAAGGAGUGAUCAUCAUCACUAGUCCUGAAGAAGGAGAAAAAGAUUAUUUGAAGGAAAAGUUGAUUAUUCAACCACAGAGAAUGGUGGAGGAGGUAGAAGAAUGCAAAACUCCAACUUGGUCAUCAAGGAACCAAAUUACAACCAUGCUGGAGUGUCCACCUGCACCAAGGAAAAAAAGACAGCAAACUUCACCAAUUUCAUCACACAUGAUGAUGAGAGCCUUAACAAUUGAUGAUGAUGAUGAUCAUUUGAGCUUCUUUCAAGAGGUAGAGCCAGGGGAGAUGGAGCUCUUCUUCCAAUCCAUAAAUGACUUUACCAGAGCUAACAAGUGA
This is a messenger RNA of Sphenostylis stenocarpa, 375 nucleotides long. The record is from the annotation of a GenBank genome assembly. NCBI's taxonomy places the organism in Eukaryota, Viridiplantae, Streptophyta, Magnoliopsida, Fabales, Fabaceae.